CUCGGCUCGAGUUUGUGUCGAGCUCAGCGUGGGAAGUGGGAACCUGCGCUCGGCUCGUUGACAGCCCUCAGAGUCUGAGACCAUUCCCGUCCCCGAGCAAACACGAAAGCCCAGAACCAGAAGCUUCUAGAAGAGUCGCGGGAACCAGAGCACGCGCACCCAGCCCCGCAGCCAUGGCGGAGAAGCUAGCCCCCGAGAAGCGCCACGCCUUCGUCCACAACGGGCAGAAAGUGUUCGAGUGGGACCAGACGCUGGAGGAGGUGAACAUGUACAUCGAGCUCCCUAAGGGCGCGCCUACCAAGCUCUUCCGCUGCACGAUCCAGGCCGGACACGUCGAGGUCGGCAUCCGCGGCAACCCGCCAUAUCUCAACCACGACCUGACGCACCCCGUGAAGACCGAUUCGUCGUUCUGGACAAUAGAGGAUGGUGAAAUGCAUAUCACUCUGCAAAAAAGAGAAAAGGGAAAGAUGUGGUCAUCUCCCAUACAAGGUCAAGGUAUCUUGGAUCCAUAUGCUGCAGAUCAAGAGCAAAAACGGCUCAUGCUGCAAAGGUUUCAAGAAGAGAAUCCGGGGUUCGACUUUUCGCAGGCCCAGUUCUCCGGAACCUGCCCUGACCCAAGGACAUUCAUGGGAGGAAUACGCUCAGAUUGAAGUUUCUUGCCUCGAUGGCAUAAAUUCCGCCAAGUUGCUGCUUCUAACCCCAGCGCAUCCUGUCAAAUGCGACGGCUGUACCUAUUGUUUCUGUAGAUUAUGAAAAUGUCUCACCUGUAAUGGCUUGGUGUUUACCCUGGAAAUAACGGUGAUGUGUGUGACCUAUAAAGUGCGGACUUUUAGUUUC
Molecule: messenger RNA, 837 nt
Organism: Phragmites australis (common reed)
Lineage: Eukaryota; Viridiplantae; Streptophyta; Magnoliopsida; Poales; Poaceae
Exons: 5
Coding region: 174-650 (158 amino acids)
Biological process (GO): protein folding
Cellular component (GO): cytoplasm
Source: RefSeq, a predicted model, not a curated record